This is a messenger RNA of Elgaria multicarinata webbii, 3273 nucleotides long. RefSeq names its product ribosomal protein S6 kinase A1 (gene RPS6KA1). Bases 74 to 2344 code for a protein of 756 amino acids. Gene Ontology annotation, biological process: peptidyl-serine phosphorylation; positive regulation of DNA-templated transcription; intracellular signal transduction. Lineage: Eukaryota; Metazoa; Chordata; Lepidosauria; Squamata; Anguidae. The record is from RefSeq and is a predicted model, not a curated record. Gene Ontology annotation, molecular function: protein serine/threonine kinase activity; magnesium ion binding; ATP binding. The transcript is spliced from 23 exons.
GCGGGCGGGCGCAGGAGGCCACGGCGCGGAUCUCCUGCCAAGGGGCUCGCGGGGCUCUGAGGAAGCAGCCGCGAUGCCGCUUGCCCAGCUGGGAGCGGAUCCUUGGCCCGACAUGGAGCUGGUGGACAUGGAACUGGACGGGACGGAGAAUGGACAAGCUGCUCCAGAAGAAAAAAAAGAAGCGCUGUCAAAGGCAAAGCGGGAGCCCGCUUGGAUAGAGAAAGACACUGCGAACACUGCAGAUAAGAAUGAAGGCUCUAUCCAAGAAUAUACCAUCACGUACCUUGUGAAAGAGGGGUCUGAGAAGGCCGAUCCGUCACAGUUUGAGCUGCUGAAAGUCCUGGGUCAGGGUUCUUUUGGGAAAGUCUUCCUCGUACGAAAAAUCACCGCCCCAGACAACGGCCACCUCUACGCCAUGAAAGUCCUGAAGAAAGCAACCCUGAAAGUGCGUGAUCGUGUAAGGACCAAAAUGGAAAGGGAUAUUCUAGUGGAAGUGAACCACCCGUUCAUCGUGAAACUGCACUACGCUUUCCAAACCGAGGGGAAACUAUACCUCAUCCUCGAUUUCCUCAGAGGGGGAGACCUCUUCAUGCGCCUUUCCAAAGAGGUCAUGUUCACCGAGGAAGAUGUAAAGUUCUACCUCGCAGAGCUGGCACUGGGUCUCGGUCAUUUGCAUCGUCUGGGAAUCGUGUACCGGGACCUUAAACCAGAGAACAUUCUCCUGGAUGACGAAGGACAUAUCAAACUCACGGACUUUGGUUUGAGCAAAGAAGCCAUCGACCACGAGAAGAAGGCCUAUUCUUUCUGCGGCACAGUGGAGUACAUGGCACCGGAGGUGGUGAAUCGCCAAGGCCACACUCAGAGUGCAGACUGGUGGUCCUACGGGGUGUUGAUGUUUGAGAUGCUGACGGGGGCUCUGCCGUUCCAAGGGAAGGACCGGAAGGAGACCAUGAGCCUCAUCCUCAAAGCAAAGCUGGGCAUGCCCCAGUUCCUGAGCUCCGAAGCACAGAGUCUCCUGCGAGCCCUUUUCAAGAGGAACCCGGCCAACAGGUUAGGGUCCAGCCCAGAUGGUGCUGAAGAAAUAAAGCGUCACCCUUUCUAUUCCACCAUUGAUUGGAAUAAACUCUUCCGCCGAGAAAUCAAGCCGCCUUUCAAGCCUGCUGUGGGCCGGCCGGACGAUACCUUUUACUUUGACAAAGAGUUUACCUCUCGCACACCUAAAGACUCCCCUGGGAUUCCGCCCAGUGCGGGGGCCCAUCAGCUCUUCCGAGGCUUUAGUUUUGUGGCCACCGGCUUGACCGAAGACGAGAAGGCCAAAUUCCCACCCCUGCCUUUGCAUUCCGUGGUUCAGCAACUGCACGGCAAGAAUCUCCAGUUUAGCGACGGUUACGUGGUCAAGGAGGCCAUUGGCGUGGGAUCCUACUCGGUGUGCAAGCGCUGCGUUCACAAGGCCACGAGCACGGAAUACGCCGUCAAGGUCAUAGACAAGAGUAAGCGAGACCCCUCGGAGGAGAUUGAGAUACUCCUACGGUACGGGCAGCACCCAAAUAUCAUCACACUGAAGGACGUGUACGACGACGGCAAGCAUGUUUACCUGGUGACCGAGCUAAUGAGAGGAGGGGAGCUGUUGGAUAGGAUCCUCAAGCAGAAGUGUUUCUCUGAAAGGGAGGCCAGCUCUGUCCUGCACACGAUCAGCAAGACCAUGGAGUACCUUCACUCCCAAGGGGUGGUCCACCGAGACUUGAAGCCUAGCAACAUCCUCUACGUAGAUGAGUCUGGCAACCCAGAGUCUAUUCGUAUUUGCGAUUUCGGCUUCGCCAAGCAACUGAGGGCGGACAAUGGGCUCCUCAUGACCCCUUGUUACACUGCCAACUUCGUGGCUCCAGAGGUUUUGAAACGUCAAGGCUACGACGAGGCCUGUGAUAUCUGGAGCUUAGGAAUUCUCCUCUACACAAUGUUGGCUGGGUACACUCCAUUUGCAAAUGGGCCCAACGACACCCCCGAGGAGAUCCUUACUCGGAUAGGCGGCGGAAAGUUUUCUCUCAGAGGGGGAAACUGGGACACAGUUUCUGAUGCAGCCAAGGAUCUGGUGUCGAAGAUGCUCCACAUUGACCCUCAUCAGCGCCUGACUGCCAAACAAGUCCUCCAGCACCUGUGGAUAACCCAGAAGGACAGGUUGCCACAGAGCCAGUUGAGUCAUCAGGAUGUACAGCUUGUAAAGGGUGCCAUGGCUGCAACGUACUCAGCGCUGAACAACUCCAAGCCGGGCCCUCUGCUGAAGCCCAUCGAGUCCUCCUUCCUAGCACAGAGGCGGGUCAAGAAGCUGCCGUCCACCACACUGUGACUUGGGAACGCUGGGUACCCACCCGCCCCGUGCUGCUUCCCUUGACUCUGCACAAGCUUCCUGGAACUUCCAGGGAAGCAAGAAAACACCAUCCCAGCAAGAAGUCGAUUUUGAGGCACUUCCUCAAAUGCACAUCCAGGCCAAGUGCCUUCUGAAAGACUGGCUCCCGUUACCCUCUCUUUGUUUUUGUUUUAAGUGUACAGAGAGACUAUUUGUAAAGGGAUCUAUGUAGGUGCAUCUGAAAAGCUGAACGUGCAAAACAUCCGUGGCUUGCCACCCGUGACGCAGUUGAUCUCCUCCAACUGCAAACAGCCCAGUGGACGCCUCUGCGGCCCAAACCUGGUACAGCUGGAACAACAUCCUCUCUUUUCACCAAGAUCACUCCAAUGGAGGGGAUUCUUCUUAGGAUCCCUUCUGUACAGACUAUGAGUUCUUGUGUGUGCACAAGCUUCUUCGAUGUCAUGGUCCCCCCCAUCCUCCAAGCCCUGCGGCUGACAUCCAAGAGGAUUUUGAACCACUCACUCUCUCUUCUCUUCCCCCCCCCCCCCCCCGUCCUCCUUUGGACAUCACACUGUCACAAGCACCCCAACCUGCAGGGCUGGAAUUACUACUCAUUUUCUAUUUACUUGAAUCCAGCUGCCUCUUAGACCUAUGCCAGAUUAUAUCUAGCUUUUGAAUGUGCAAUGGGCUUCUAAGAAAGCGAUUUCCCCACAGCAACGAUGUCAGGUUUUCGAGGUGGGGGGUUGUCUUUUUGUUUUUGUUUUUAAAAACUCUCUCUGUUAAAUAGCACAAUCCAGAGCCUCAUGAUGCAAAGUGCAAAAAAUCAGCUUUGCUUUCUUUUUCUUCUUUCUUUUAAAUUAACUGAUUCUGUGGCUGGUAACUCAGGGUUUCUGUCUGAAUUUUCAAAUAAAACAUAUCAUGCAGUUGAA